ACUCAAUUUCCAAAGACCUUUGCAUAUUCCAUUCUUUUUUCUUCUUCACUGGUUUGACGCCACCACUAGCAAAAUGUCUUCAUCUGAACAAAAUGGCUCCUCAGAGCUCACCCUGACCAUGCUGGGCUGCGGCACCAUGGGCAUCGCCAUUCUCGGCGGCAUCCUGUCUUCCCUCCGUGAGAUGCAAGCGUCCGGGACCCAAGCCUCUUCAUCAACCGACGAAAUCCCCAGCCGUCUCCCCUCCCGCUUCAUCGCCUGCGUCAGGAGGCCCGAGAGCGCACAGAAGAUCAAAGCAGCCCUGGGCGACCACCUCGACCGCCUCGAGGUAGUCCAGAACGCCAACCUCGCCUCCGUGCAGCGAUCCGAGAUCGUCAUCCUCGGCUGCAAGCCCUACAUGGCCAAGGACGUCCUGACCGCGCCGGGCAUGGCCGACGCCCUCCGCGGCAAGCUCCUCAUCAGCAUCUGCGCCGGCCUGACCGAGGCCCAGCUGGACGAGAUGCUCCACCACGGCAACGGCGGCACAGUCCCCACCACGACGACGACGACGCCCGGAGAAGACGACGGCCGGUGCCGCGUCGUGCGCGCCAUGCCCAACACCGCCUCCCUCAUCCGCCAGUCCAUGACCGUCAUCAACACCUCCACCCCGCCGCUCCCGCCCCAGCUCGCCAGCCUCGUCACCUGGAUCUUCCAGCGGAUAGGCGCCGUCGUCUACCUGCCCCCCACCAACAUGGACGCCUCCACCGCCCUCUGCGGCUCCGGCCCCGCCUUCUUCGCCCUCAUGCUCGAGGCCGCCAUCGAUGGCGCCGUGGCCAUGGGCAUCCCCAGGGCGGAAGCGCAGAAAAUGGCCGCCCAGACCAUGCGCGGCGCCGCCGACUUGGUUCUCAGCGGAGAGCACCCGGCCAUCCUCCGUGACAAGGUCACCACCCCCGGCGGUUGCACCAUUGGAGGGCUCUUGGUCCUCGAGGAAGGUCGCGUCAGGGGCACGGUGGCGCGAGCCGUCCGUGAGGCGACCGUCGUGGCCAGCCAGCUAGGCAAGGGUGUCCAGGGCGUCAACGGUACGCGUUUCCAGAUGCAGUGAGAGCCCACAGCCCGUACAUCAUCACGAAUUCAGCACAUUAGACGAUGACUUUUUUUUCUGCAGGACAUAUUAGCAUAGACGUCGAUAGAAUGAACAUAAAACAAAAAAAGUAAAAUAAAUAAAAUAAAAAGCAAUUUUCAAUUCUUUGUCUGAACAGCGUCAUGGGUCUCGACGCUCUUCACCCCAGAAACCGGAUGCACCCAACCCCCCUGACUCCAUUCCCCGCUCGUAGUACGAGCAAAAAAAGAAAAGAAAAAAAAAAGUAAAGCUAAAAUACCCCGAGAGUGC
Messenger RNA from Sodiomyces alkalinus F11, 1366 nucleotides. RefSeq names its product pyrroline-5-carboxylate reductase. The record is from RefSeq and is a predicted model, not a curated record. Lineage: Eukaryota; Fungi; Ascomycota; Sordariomycetes; Glomerellales; Plectosphaerellaceae. Gene Ontology annotation, biological process: L-proline biosynthetic process. The transcript is spliced from 2 exons. Bases 74 to 1078 code for a protein of 334 amino acids. Gene Ontology annotation, molecular function: pyrroline-5-carboxylate reductase activity.